GGGGCUACAAAAGAGCUGGGGAGGGACUGUUUAGGCUGUCAGGGAGUGACAGGACUGAGGGGAAAUGGAACAAAACUGGAAGUGGGGAGAUUCAGAGUGGAUGUUGGGAAGAAGUUGUUCAGCAGGAGAGGGUGCUGAGAGGCUGGCAGGGGUUGCCCAGGGAGGUGGUGGAAGCCUCAUGCCUGGAGGUGUUUCAGGCCAGGCUGGAUGAGGCUGUGCACAGCCUGCUCUGGUGUGAGGUGUCCCUGCCCGUGGCAGGAGGUUGGAACUGGAUGGUCCUUGGGGUCCCUUCCAGCCCUGCCUGGUUCUGUGAUUCUAGAACUGCUGCCAGAGCAGCAGCAUCCAGGGCAGGUCACACAGGAAUGCAUCCAGAUGGGUCUUGAAAGCCUCCAGAGAAGGAGACUCCACAGCCUCUCUGGGCAGUCUCUCAUGGCAAAAAUCUUCCCUCAUGCUGAGGAGAUCCCUCCUGGGUUCCAGUCUGUACUGCAAUUAAAUGCAAAGCUGGAGCUGGCCAAGUUGCUGCAGGAGACCAUUGCAGAGAUGGCCAAAAGGUACAAAGCAGACACAGGCCAAGGGAAACAAUUCUCCUCCUGUGUGCACCAGAUGCGCCGCAGCGGGCAGCAGCCCAGCACCCAGGAGAUCAUCAGCUUCUGCAGGCUCUUGGAGGAUGAGCUGACCCUGGAGCACUUGGAGAGGCCACAGCUGGUGGCUCUCUGCAACCUGCUCGAGCUGCAGCCCUCUAAGAGCACCGAGUCCACCCAGUGGUCCCUGCGGUGCUGCCGCUGGGACUGCCGCAGUGCCCGGUGUGCCCAGCAGCACCCAGCCCACGUCCUUGGUCUGCGUCCCCCACCCCUGCUGCCCUCUUGUCUCCGUCCUUGUGCCUCCCCACGUCGUGCACAUCCAGCAGCCAGCUCUGCCCGAGGGUUAUUUCUCCAUGGAGCCCAUCGGCAGCAUGCUCAGAUGGGCAGGAGGCUGCCUGUGGUGAAGGGUUUUUAAGCAGCGUCUCCGUAGGUGCCCUGGAUGAGUGGUCAUCCGGAGGGUCUCUCUAGCAGGUCUCUGCCUUGGUCUCUGUCUGCUCCCUGGGGGGUCUGGCAAUGAGACUGGGCCCUCCCUCCUCUCUGGCCUCCUUCCCAGAGGAUCUGAUGUGGUUUGCUUCUCCGUCUUUUUGUUGUUUUCUGCCUCCAUUGUGCCCUCCAGACCGCAGGCGUUAACACCACAGACAAAGAAAUGGA
Molecule: messenger RNA, 1232 nt
Organism: Pogoniulus pusillus (Red-fronted tinkerbird)
Lineage: Eukaryota; Metazoa; Chordata; Aves; Piciformes; Lybiidae
Exons: 2
Coding region: 208-996 (262 amino acids)
Biological process (GO): intracellular monoatomic cation homeostasis
Cellular component (GO): mitochondrial inner membrane
Molecular function (GO): ribosome binding
Source: RefSeq, a predicted model, not a curated record